This is a messenger RNA of Spizellomyces punctatus DAOM BR117, 786 nucleotides long. RefSeq lists its product as uncharacterized. The transcript has a single exon. NCBI's taxonomy places the organism in Eukaryota, Fungi, Chytridiomycota, Chytridiomycetes, Spizellomycetales, Spizellomycetaceae. Gene Ontology annotation, biological process: regulation of intracellular signal transduction; cellular response to L-arginine. The record is from RefSeq and is a predicted model, not a curated record. Gene Ontology annotation, cellular component: cytosol. The coding region runs from base 193 to 636 and encodes 147 amino acids.
AAUAUUCGAUACUAGUUGUAAGGUGUUUACGGGGUUCAUUUGGGGGUGUAGAAUUCAUUUGUGAUAUCAGUUUUACCCUUUCCCUAGUCAUUUUUCCGAAACGGACGCAACAAACUCGUUGUCAAUUGGAGCGAGCAGAGUCAAUGAACAAGCAGCAAACAUUUGGAUCGCCCUCUGAGCAAGCCUUCAACAAUGUCAGCCCAAAGUCUUACCCUCGUCCUCUACCCUACGCCUCUGUCGGUCCAUCGGCUUCCACCCACGGGAGAUAAUAUUCGGGCCGUAACCCCCUUUCUUGCACCAACAACGUUGAUGAAUUCUUUAACCAUUACAUCAAGUGAGCUCUCACUAAUCGUACCGAGUCCGACAAUACUCCCGAAUCUGCCAGAUCUUAAAACAGAAGCAGGAUGGCGGGCUUUCCAAGUAGCUGGUACACUGGACUUUGCAUUGGUGGGCAUUUUGGCUUCUAUAACGGCGCCAUUGAAAGAAGCUGGGGUGAGCGUUUUUUGUAUUAGUACUUUUGAUACGGAUUGGAUUUUGGUGAAGGAGGAUACAGUGGAGGAGGCUAGGAGGGUUUGGCAAAAUGUCGGGUUUAAUGUUUUGGAUCAUUUUUAUCCACAAGAAGUGUCAUGUAGGUAGAAAAUUCCUAGCUAGAACUCACACCAAAAUCAACCAUCCCCUAAAUACUACUUCACAUAAACUCCAUUUUCCUACUAAUAUAACCUUACGUACAACAUAAAUACAAUUUAAAUAUAAAUAAAAGAAUCUGGUGCGGACGGUUAUUAAGCA